Molecule: messenger RNA, 1257 nt
Organism: Cajanus cajan (pigeon pea)
Lineage: Eukaryota; Viridiplantae; Streptophyta; Magnoliopsida; Fabales; Fabaceae
Source: RefSeq, a predicted model, not a curated record
AAAUUAAAAAUAAGCCCAAAACGGAGAUAGCAGCCGGUUGUAGUUGUAUUGUAUGUGAAAAAUACAGCUGCACCACCUCGUAUUUAAAUAUAUAUAAAAAAAAACAACACCUUCUUAAGCCCUCCAUGCUCCAUCAUUAUUCUAGUUGAGGAAGGAAUCAGUAGCGAAACGACGAUGGAAGAGAGCGUUUUCUCGUUGGUGAGCGACGACAUAGUCCUGGCGAUUUUCUCAAAGCUGGAGGACGAUCCACGCCACUGGGCUCGCGUGGCCUGCGUCUGCACCAGAUUCCUCUCCCUCGUCCGCCACUCCUGCUGGAGGACCAAAUGCUCCCAAACCUUCCCUUCCCUCAUCACCGACUCCCCCUCCGCCUCCACCUCCGCCUCCCUCCUCAAGCUCGCCGUCUGCUGCCCGGGCCUCCGCCACGCAGGCGUCGCCGCCAAAGGCGCGGACAGCCGCCGGCCGCAUUUGGCGCGCGGGAACUGGGAUCUGAGGCGGGAGCAAGGGUGCAAGCUUCUGGCCACGCAGUUCCGGCGCGACUCUCUCUACCUCUGCGACUGGCCUGGCUGCGUCCACUCCCAGGAGAAUCGCAACUACAUGCUCUUCAGAGGGCUUUUCCAGAACUUCAAAGCCACGCGCGUUUGGCGAACCAUCAACGACGACAAGAGAAGGAAGAUCCACGUGGAGUGCGCCUUCUGCACGUGCCGACACACGUGGGACCUUGGGUCUGCGUUCUGCCUCAGGCGAGGCUUCGGCUGCCACCGCGACGGGGAGCCUGUUGUUCGUGCCUUUGUUUGUGAGAACGGCCACGUUUCUGGGGCUUGGACUCAUGUUCCCCUCUACUCUUAGAUUUUCUUCGCCUUUCUCUUUCCUUUAAUACUCUAUUUCUUUCUGCUUUUAUUACAAUUUAGACGUUCUAUAACAUUUUCAUUAAUAUUCAAUAGCUGUAACCAUCUUUCCUCUUCUCUUACGCAACCAAAUUGGAUCAAUAUCAACUUCCAAAUCAUGCUUCUGCAAGACUGCAAUUCGGAUUUUGAUGCUCGCUUUAUGCCUUCCAAGCCUCCAAUCUCUUUUGCAUCAGGUUCUUACAUUAUUUGGAUUUUAUUAUUGGUGCCAAUGCCAAAUACUGUUAGUUAAUUUUUUUUCUUCUUUAAUUUAUCUGUAGUUGGAGUGGAAUGGAUGUAACUCACUAAAUGUGUGUUUUGUUUAAAAUUUUGAACAUGAUAAAUCAACAAGUCAAAAUAAAAGUUAUUAACUAUA